Gavialis gangeticus (Gharial) is the source of this 1724-nucleotide messenger RNA. Its product is annotated as SH3 domain-binding glutamic acid-rich-like protein. Lineage: Eukaryota; Metazoa; Chordata; Crocodylia; Gavialidae. The transcript is spliced from 8 exons. The record is from RefSeq and is a predicted model, not a curated record. The coding region runs from base 175 to 753 and encodes 192 amino acids. Gene Ontology annotation, cellular component: cytoplasm.
CAUGGUAUCAGUGGGUGGGAAAGGCUGAACUCAUUAGAGAGAUGUAAAAGGGGGAUUCAUUUGGGAUUCUGGCUACCCUAGAAGCUCCUGCAUGUUAGGAUUACUUUCACAGCUCCAGUGACUUGUUGAUAACAAACUUGUUUGUUCUACGGAUUCAUUUUUAUUGUUGCCAGAAUGGUGAUCAAAGUCUUUGUAGCCACCAUUUGUGGCUCUACAGCGAUCAAGAAAAAACAGCAGGAAGUACUGGGCUUUUUAGAGGCCAACAAGAUUGACUUUCAGCCAAUGGACAUAGCUGGUGAUGAGGACAACAGGAAAUGGAUGAGAGAAAAUGUCCCAGGUGAAAAGAAGCCACAAAAUGGAAUCCCUCUCCCUCCACAGAUCUUCAAUGAGGAGCAGUACUGUGGGGAUUUUGAAUCCUUCUUCUCUGCCAAAGAAGAAAAUAUUAUUUAUUCAUUCCUGGGUCUUGCUCCCCCUCCAGGCACAAAGGAGGCGAAAAUUGAUGAGGAGAUUUCAGAUCUUCCCAAUGGAGAAGUUUCAGGAGAGGAGCAGAAAACCGUGGAAGAAGCUGAAAAAUUGGAGGUAACUGAAGAAAAUGAGGAACCUACAGAAGACAAUGCAGAUGCAGAGGUUCAUGAUACUGAAGCACCAUUGGAAAAACAGGAGGAAGAAAAGGAGGGACAUACAGUGACAGAGGAACAGGAGGAAGAGGCAGAGGAGGAGGAGGAGGAGGAAGAGGAGGAAGAAGAAUCUUAGUACUUUUUUACAACCCAUUGUUCUUGAAAAAGUUUUUCAGGAAGCAUAUGCCUAUGCAGCAGCACCACAGAAAUUAAAACUGUCACCUCCCUCUCAAACCACCACUUCGUUCAUACCUACAUAGGUACGGACAUAUAAAUAUGUAUCACCCCACAAGACACCACUCUGCCCUAGAUAUGAUCUUUAUAUAUAUAUUUGGUAUUCUAGUCUUGUGUUGAAGUGGGUCUUUUUAAUUCUGGCUGAUGAGAUCUCAGACCGGGCUUUAUGUGUUCCAACAGUACUGUCUAUGUCUAAGUUUAGAUUGUAAGCUCCUUGGGGCAGGGAUGUGUCUUUCCACAUGUUUGUACAUUGCUGAGCACAUUGUUAGUUCUCAGCCAACAUCAGUAGUCAUGCACCAAAAUCAUAUUUGGAGGUAAAGAACUACAGCACUGAAGACUCCAAAGAAACUCCCUGUAGACAACUACAUGUUGUCUGGCCUUUGCAACUGAAUGUGAUUUACACUGUACAGCAGUUUAAAUAAACAUAUUUUAUGUCAGACCUUUUCUUUCUGCAGGGAAGCAUUCAUUUAGGCAUAAUAAAUUAUUGUCUGUAUACAGUUAAGUUGCCAUUCUAAUUCUGUUUGUAGUCAACCUGGGGCUAAAUUCACAAAUGGGACUUAAAUGACCAAGUCCCACAGACUCCUUAGUUCAACAUUUACUUACCAGUCACAUUCGUAAAACCCUUCCCACCAGCAUGUAAGUGCCUAUAUUCCCUUGGCACCUAAAUUUCUGUUGUUAUCCGUGCAUGCACCUGCCUAAGUCAUGAAAGCACUAGAAGUCAUAGACAAGCAGGUCUGGAAAGGACCUCCACAGGUCAUCAGUCCAGCCCCUGCCUGAGGUAGGAUCUUACCUGUCCAAAACUUCCUAUGUAAAUCCAUAAUCUAACUUCCCUGUAAAGUUAUCAUCAGCUCUGACACAACACAAGACAUAACA